AUGGCCACAACACAAAUGAAUGAUGUUGAAUUAAAAAACUUCGUUCGUUUUUCUGAUUUAGCUGAAGAACCAUUAUUAUCAUUUACACCAAUUCAUUUUUAUGAACAAAUGCCAUUAGUAACAGUAGAAGAUGCAAUUGAACCAUUAUUAUCUAUUGUACCUAAUAUAAAACAAAUGUUAUGUGUUGUAAAAGAAAAUUGUCAAGAAGUCAAAGAUGAUUUAACAAUCAAUGAAUCAGCAUCUAUUAUGUUAUAUUCAAUGGAAUCGGAACCAAAAGAAAAUUCAUUUAAUCUUAUUCUUAAUCGAACAUUACGUGAUGAAAAUCGAGAUAAAUUAAAACCAUGGCUUUUAUAUUUAAAGUUAUUUAUGAAAUCAUUAUCAAAAUUACCAUCAAUACAUUGUUAUGUUUAUCGUGGUGUUCAAAUUGAUUUAAGUAAUGAAUAUCCACAAGGAAAAACAUUCAUAUGGUGGGGAUUUUCAUUAUGUACUAGAUCAAUUGAAAUAUUUGAAAAUGAAAAAUAUAUUGAUAAAACAAAUCAACGAACUCGUUUUAAAAUUGAAUGUAAAUCAGCAAAAGAUAUUCGUAAUCAUUCAUUUCAUAAAACAAUAGAUGAAAUUCUUCUAUUAUCAGCACAACGUUAUAAAGUUAUAUCAUCACUUGAUUCAGAUAAUGGUCUUCAUAUUAUUCAAGUUAAAGAAAUUGAUCCAUUUCCAAUUUCACAAUCAAUGAAUAAUGAUCGUACUUCAUCAAUUAGUUUAUCAUUUAAUCAACGAAAACCUUCAAUUAAUAUAUCGAUUCGUGAUGCAUCAUUCUGCUCAGUUGUAUUAAAAUUAACAGGAUCAUCAUCAAUAUAUCAUAAUCCUCAUUUAGAAGAUUUAUUAACUUUAUGUAAAUCAAAUUCAAUUAUUGAUUUAUCUGUACGUGAAUUAAUUGAUCAAGAUAUGUCAAUUAUUGUUCAACGAGCAAUAAUUGAUAAAAAAUGUAAAGGACUUUAUUUAACAGGAAAUAAAUUUUCAAGUGAAAGUAUAUCAAUUUUAUCAGAUGCAUUAUAUAAUAAUUUAACAUUAAUAGAAUUAGAUUUAUCUGAUAAUCAUAUAUCUGAUAAUGGUGUUAAAAUUCUUAUGGAUAUUCUUUCAACAAAUAAAUUAAUUCUUAAAAAACUUCAUCUAGGUUCAAAUUAUAUAUCUGAUAAUGGUAUAUCAUAUGUAUCGGAUAUGCUUAAAAUAAAUCAAACAUUAACAAAUUUAAUGUUAAAUCGUAAUAAUAUAAGUAAUCGUGGUGUACAUUUAUUAUCGAAUGUUUUAGCUUUACAUAAUAAUACACUUGAAGUAUUAUCAUUAGCAUCAAAUAGUUUAAUAACAGAUUCAAGUAUUGAUUUAUUAAUUAUUAUGCUUAAACAUAAUGAAACAUUAAAAGAACUUGAUAUUAAAUAUUGUAAUGUAACUGAAAUAAAUAACCUACGUCUUCGGCAAAUAAAAUGUACAAUAUGUGAUCGUUAUGGAGCUUCACUUUCUUGUCGAAAUCAAUCAUGUUCAUUAAAAUUUCAUUUACCAUGUGCACAAUCUUCGGGUUGUUUUUUUUCACAUUCUCUAUUGACAUUUCUUUGUCCACAACAUUUAGAUUCGGUUGUGCCAAUUUUUGGUGUUGAGUCAUCAUCAUGUGAAGCAUGUUCGGAACCAGGUGAUGUUCGUGGACAAUUAUUUUGUACGAAUUGUGAUAAACAUUAUCAUGCUGAAUGUCUUAUGCUAGAAUCAAAUCGUGUUGUACGAACAGGUUGGCGUUGUCCUGAUUGUAAAAUUUGUCAAACAUGUCGACAAUCAGGUGAUGAUGCUGAAAUGAUUAUGUGUAAUGUAUGUGAUAAAGGUUAUCAUACAUUUUGUUUACGUAAUCAAUCAAUACCGAAAGAUGGUUGGAGUUGUUCAAGUUGUUUAUCAUUAACAAAUAAAAAUUCAUCAACAAAAUCUAUAUGUUCAUUAUGUCAAAAUGAAAUUUUAUCAAAACAAAAUAUUCGUCAAUGUCAUGUAUGUCAAAUACGUGUUCAUUCAACAUGUCAUUCAAUGCAUGAUGAUUAUUAUGAUGAUGAUACAGCAUAUAUGUGUAGAUCAUGUUCAAUGUCAUCAAUAACAACAUUGCCUAUGGAUGAAGGUGAUGAUGAUGAUGAACAUAAAGAAAUUUAUCGUUCAUCAUCAAAUUCAAAAAUAACUCGAUUAUUAAGUAGAUCACAUAAAUUAAAUAAUUCACCUACGGCUUCUCCGAGUAGUGGUAUAUCAACACGUAAACGUCGUAGUAUUGACUAUAGUCAACAAUCAUCUCUUGAAUAUACACCCGGUGGUGGUGAUAGUAAUGAAAUGUCAACACCAACAACAAAUACUCAUCAGCAAGAAACUCCAUUUAUAUUUGAAUCUUUACCUAGUAUAAAAGAUGAAUCAUCUGAACAUUCAAUGGAUUUACCCAUAUCAACAACAAUUAAUAUACCAAUAAAACAAGAAGAUGAUGAACAACCCGUAUUACAACAACCCAUUAAAUCCUUACGUACACAAACAAGUCAAAAAUCUGGUAAAGGAAAACCAGUUUUUGAAAAUCGUUCAUAUGCUGGUGAAAUAAGUAAAAAACGAGCUAGACGAACAUUAAACAAUGGUCAUCGUCGUGCAUCAUCACCUCAAUCAUCGACUGGUGUAAAUCAAAUGACUGGUACAAAUCCACCACGUACAGGCACAACGACUGGUACUGGUUGUCGUGGUCGACCACCAAAAAUUCGAAAAGAAAUUCCUAUUCAACCAGCAAAUAUCGAUGAAACAUCAAUAACACCAAUGAAUGUAUUAAAUACAAGUACUGGUAGUACGGGGAGUUCAUAUACAGUUGGAGCUGUUAAACGUGAUGAUGAUGAACAUCAUGCUGUAACUGUUCUUUGUUCAACAGAUGAAUUAUAUACAUUAGGACAAGAUAUGUGUGUUAGUUGUGGAAGUUUUGGUUUAGAUGAAGAAGGACGUUUAAUAUCAUGUACACAAUGUGGACAAUCUUAUCAUUCCUAUUGUGCUGGAUUAAAUAAAUUAUCAAAAGUAAUAUUAAAACAAGGAUGGCGUUGUUUAGAUUGUACGGUAUGUGAAGGUUGUGGUAAACCAACAGAUGAAUCUCGUUUAUUAUUAUGUGAUGACUGUGAUAUAUCUUAUCAUACAUAUUGUCUUCAACCACCACUUGAUCAAGUACCCAAAGGCAAUUGGAAAUGUCAAUGGUGUGUUCGUUGUGUUAAAUGUGGUUCAACAAAUCCAGGUCCAGUUGGUUCAUGUUGUUUAUGGGAAAAUAAUUAUACUGAAUGUGCUCCAUGUCAUUCACUUGUUAUUUGUCCUGCUUGUUCUAAACCUUACCGAACAGAUGAACUUAUUGUUCAAUGUACAUUAUGUGAACGUUGGUUACAUGGUUCAUGUGAACAUAUUUUAUCUGAAGAUUCAACAUUAUCAACAACAGGUGAUUUUAUUUGUUCAUUAUGUCGACCAACAGUAACAUUAACAUCAACAAAUGAAAUACUUCCAUCAUCAUCAUCACCAAAAUCUUCAUCACCAUCUGAUCAAGCACCAUUAUUAGUUGUUGCAACAAAUUCAACAACAACAGCAACAACAACAACACCAACACCAGUACAACCGCAAUUACCAACACCAAAAGCAACGAAAUUAGAUGAAGGUGUUUAUUUAACUGAUACCGGUUUAGCACAAUUAAAAUCAAUUCGUGUUAAACCAUUACCAAAAAAAGCAGCUGCUGGAACAUCAAUAAUAACAAAUACAAAAUCUAAACGUGGUGGUUUAGCUAAUUAUAUCGUAGGUGGUGUUAAACGAAAUAAUUCAAAUUCAAUACAAGAUGAUGAUAUGAUGGUUAAUAGUGCAACUGGUGGUGGUGGAAGUGGUACAAGUGAUGAUGAAGGAACAAAGAAAACAACUGCUACAGUACCAACUGCAAAAGCAGCCAAAGGUUAUACUGGUAUUGGUGGUUUUCAUGUAAAAAUUCGUGGUCAACGUCGUCGUCAAGAUCCAUCAUCAUUAAAUAUUGAUCUUGUUCAAGAUGAUAAUAUUCAUGAUGAAUCUUCAACAACAAAUAAACGUAAACGUGAUCGUCGACCAUUAAAAAAGAAAAGUGUUCUUGAAGAAUAUAUGCCACCUGAAAUGCAAGAAGCUUUUUUUGGUAGUGAUCUAGCAGAAAAAAGUCGUCUUAUGGCUCAAAAUCAUAUACCUAUUGUACCAUUACAAUUAAGUGAUCAAACAACAAUAAAUAAUAAUAAUAAUGAAUAUACAAUUAAAUUAGAUCAUGAUACAGUUAAUCGAUUUUUAAUAAAGAAAGCAACAAAAUUAGCCUUAGCUGUUAAAGAAGAACAACGACAACAACAGCAACCACCGCCACCAAUUACAUCUGUACCAACUCCAACGAGUUCUCUUCAACCACCAACUAUACCAACAACUGAUGAUGAAAAUGAUAUGCAAGCUAUUUUAGAUAAUGAAGAUUUUUGUAAUUUUGUUGAAUAUAUGAUGAGUAGUUCAAAAACAACACAAGAUCCAAUGUUACCACUUUGUGGUCCAACUGAUAUUGAAGAUUUUCUUGAAUUUAUUGAACAUCCUGAAACACAUAAUGAUUUACAAGCUGUUGAUCUUCUUAAUAAUUCAAAUUCAACAAAUCAAAAUCCUUCAAUAUCAAAUACAAAUAAUCCUGUUCUAGUUAUACAAUCUCAUCAAACAACAAUGAUAACUUCAGCAUCAACAGCUCAUCAUUCAACGAAUUCUCAGGUACCAUUAGCAACACCUACAUCAAAUCUUGUUGUUAUGGCCACCAAUGUUAAUGAUAAUUCAAAACAAAUUAUUAAUAAUUUAGCAAGAGAAAUGAUGGAAUCAACUGGUUUACAUACGACAACAACAUCUUCAAUUCUAUCACAAACAAAUAUUCAAAAUACCGGUCUUAUUGUUAAACAAGAAUUUCAUGAUCAUACACAUCAACCAAGUCCAUUAAUGAUUUCUCAACAACAACAAAAUUGGUCUCAACAACAAACAAUGUUACGUAUGCCAUUAAUACCAACAACUUCAACGCCAACACCAGCUAGUACAACUCCAACACAAGAUCGAUCAGGAUCAGCAACUGGUGAACAUACAAAUUUAAUGGAACGAACACGUGAUGAUGAAUUAUUAGGAACAAAUGCAACAAUGUCAAAUGUUCUUUAUUGUAAUGUUAAUCAUCCUGAAUUAAAACAACAAUUUCCUGAUUUCAAUGAACGAUUUAAACAAAUGAAAAAAAUUUGGCGUAAAGUUCCAACAGAUGCUAAACAAAAUUAUACUCAACAAGCACGUCUUAAUCGAACAAAACGACGUGCAUUAAAAAGUUCAACAAGUCAAUCAUCAACAACAUCAAAAGGUACAAAAAGAAAAAAUUCUUCGAAACAACAAUCAAGUGAACCUGAAGAUAAUAAUAAUGAUAUUGGAGCUGGUAGUGAAAGUCGUUCAUCAACACCAUCAUCAUCAGCAACAAAUGAAACAACAACAACGACAACAACAACAGCAACAGCAACAGCUGUUGUUGUUCAUCCAAAUGAACAUCAAGAACAUCCAACAACACAUAUUUAUCAACAAUCAAGACAAAUGUAUUCACCUGGAGGUAGUAAUUUAAUGGUUUCAACACCAAAUAAUCCUACGAAUUUUCACCAUCAACCUUAUGUUACACAACAACAACAAAUGCAAAGACCACAACAACAAGGAUAUAACACACCAGUUUCUGCACCAACUGGUUAUCCACCGCCACAACGAUUUAAUUUUCCAUCUCAACAACAAGUUCCACCACCACUACCACCACCACCACCACCACAACAACAACAACAACAACAAUCUCAAAAUUCACCUUAUUUUGAAUAUACACCAUCAACACCACGUCCUGUACCUCAUCAAACAUCAUCAUCAUCAACUGAAUCAACACCUAUUCUUCAUUCAAAUACUACAACAAAUACAAAUCCCAUACGUAAAUCAACAUCAUCAUCAGAUGCUACAACACCAUAUCAUCAUGUUUCACCUAUGGAUGAAACAUCUCCAUAUCAUCAACAACAAUCACCAUAUACAAAUCAAAAUCAAAUGAAAUCACAACAACAACAACAAUUAUUACCACGUGGUAUGCCACCAAGACCACAACAAAUAAUGCCAAGAUUUCCUCAACAAGAUCCAACGAAUUUUGUUCGUACACCAUCAUCAGCAGGUGCUCCUGGUCAACCAACAAGAUUUAUAUUUGCAUCCCCACCUAAUCAACAAGCACAACAACAAACAACACAUUAUGUGCAAUAUACACAACAAGGACAAGGACAACAUACAGUUGUUGUACAACAAGGAGCAAAUGAAACAUUUCAAAGAAUGUCUGAAAGUCCAGCUCAUCAACAUAUGCAGCAACAACAACAUCAAUUAUCACCUCAAUUUAGUACACAUCAUCAUCCAAUGACACCAAAUCCUCAACAACAUCCAAUGGCUAUGCAACAACAACAACAACAACAUCAUAUGUCUCCAUAUUCAUCUCAACAACAACAGUCAAUGCAUCAUCCACAUACACAACCAACACAACAUUCACCAACAAUUGUUGUUCAACCACCACCACCACAAUUUUCUCCAUCAUCAGUUCAUCAUCAUCAAUUAACAUUAACAACAAGUGGUCAUCAAUCACCACCAAAUGAUCCUAAUAAACGACAAAUACAAAUGCAAAAACCACCACAACCACAAUUACUUGUUAAACAUGAAACAAUGUCAUAUGAUGAACAACCAAUAAAAACUGAAGUACAUGAUGAUUCAUUAAAUGAAUCAGUAAAUACAAGUAAAACUCGUGCUGAUCCAUAUCUAUCUGUACCACCACAUGUUCUCGAACAAAUCGAUGAAGUCAUAAACGAUGUUAUAUCCGGUGCCGGUAUGAUACCUCAAGAAAUAGCUUCUAAUACUCAUCCUCCAUCAACACCUGUUCAAAUAGUUCCAUUGACUCAACCUAAAAUUCAACCUCAACAUAUGAUUACAACUCAUCAUCCAUAUGUUCAACAACAACAACAAGCACAUGAAUGGUCAAAUUAUCAACAACAACCAACAUUAAAUAUUGCUGCUAUGCGUGGUCCACCAUCAUAUACACAUUAUCAUCCCCAACAACAACAACAUCAUCAUGAUCUAUUACCAGCAACAACAAAUGUUAUUAAUACAGCUGGUGUACCACAUCCAGAACAACAGCAAAUUGUUGCUGAACGUAUAUCAUCUAUCUUAGCAUCAUCACCACAUGAGCAACAACAAACAAGUGUAUCACAAACACCUAUACAAAUAAAACGUGCUUGGCCAAUGAAUCAACAUCAACAAAGUGAUAGUCAUUUUCUUGCUGUAUCAUCCACUGAUCCAUCAAUCUCCCUUGAAGAUUUACUCGAACGUGAUUUCAAAGAUAAACAACAACAACAGCAACAGCAACAACAACAACAACAACAACAAUCAUCUACUUCAACCGAAUGGUCAGUUGAACGUAAUACAAAAUCUUCAACAAACUCAACAACACAGCAAGCACCAUUAACACUUGCACAUGCUGUUCAUCUUCUUCAACAAGCUAUAACACAUCCAUUAUAUCAACAAUCUCCACCACCAGAAUUAAGUGGUCUUGUUAGUGUUGGACGUGAUAAUGAUUUAACAAAACUCGAUGCUAAUAUAAAUGAAGAACAAUUUGAACGUUAUGCACGUUGGUUAAAACAACGAAGAGAAAUAAAUAGUCUAAGAAUAAAAGCUGAUGAAACAAAUUUAGCAGAUAUUAAAAAAAAGAGAAAUAUUUUACUUAAAAAACAAAAACAAUCUUUAUGUACACCUGAAGAAGAACAAGAAAUGCCACGUUUAUCACAACAACAAACAGAAUAUUCUCGUACAUUAACAGCAAUGCGUAAAGAACGAAAACAAUUCGAUGAAUUAGAACAAGCUUUUCUUGUUUAUAAACAAAGUCGAUUAAAUGCUUUAUAUCCACCAAAAUUAUCACCUGUAUCAACUGAACAACAUCCAGAAGCAAUUGUUCGUAUGAUGUCAAUGACGAAUGCCCCUCAAACAUCUAUUCAACCAUUACAACGAUUUCUUUCUGAACAUCCUUCAGCAACAAUGACAUUUACAUCACCAUCAAAUACGGAAGAACAAGAUGAUUUUACUGCUGAUGAUCAAACAUCAUUAUCACCAUCAAUUUCAACUGAUUUACAACAAAAACAACCAACAUUUAUGCAACAAGAAAAUCAAUCAAUUAAUUCAUCAUCGCCAUCAUCUUCGUUUUUAACACCAAUGCAACCAUUAACAUCAUCAAAUAAUGAUCGAUCAGUAUCAUCAAUUGAACAUCAUCAAAUGACAAGUAGUCCUAAUCAUGAAAAUGAAACAAUACCAUUUGAACCAUGUCGAACAUCACCAAAUGCUCCGAUUGAUGAUGAAUCUGUAACUGGAAGAUCAGUUAAAUUAAAUAUUCAAUCGAAUAUUGUUGAUGAGCUUGAGCAAUGA
Messenger RNA from Rotaria sp. Silwood2, 8496 nucleotides. Lineage: Eukaryota; Metazoa; Rotifera; Eurotatoria; Philodinida; Philodinidae. The record is from the annotation of a GenBank genome assembly.